Messenger RNA from Coregonus sp. 'balchen', 3115 nucleotides. The record is from the annotation of a GenBank genome assembly. NCBI's taxonomy places the organism in Eukaryota, Metazoa, Chordata, Actinopteri, Salmoniformes, Salmonidae.
AUGAGAGAGGAGGGACACGGCAGUACGAGGAGCUGCAGAACACAGGAGACACACAAAGGUGCCACAGAGAACAGGUAGGAAAUAGAUCUCUCCCUCCACCACAAUGGAAGCCUUAUUCUCUGACCACACAUCUCUCUUCACUAUCCCUUAUCCCUCAAUCUGAUCCUUUUUCUGGUAAAUGUGCCUUGAAAUGCUAUGAACUUUUUCAGAGUCUUUCAGUCUUCAACAACUUCAACAAAUCUGAAUAGAUGUGCAAUUAUUGUAAUUCUGCAUGGCAUUAAUUCAUUAUCUUUUUCCCCUCUCAGCUAUACUGUUGAGUUAUAAUAGUAUGAUGAUAGAAGUAGACUAUCUGUGCAGUUUUGUUGCAUGCAUGUGGUAUCUGGGCCCGUAUUCCCAAUGAUUCAGAAUAGGAGUGCUGACAUAGGAUCAGUUUUGAUUAAAUUAUUAGAAUUAUAUGGACAGUGGGGUCCUGAUCCUAGAUCAGCAUACUCUGAGAUGCUGAUUGAACUCUGUUUCCUUCCAGAAAAUUAGUAAUCAUGAUUCGAGGUCUGCUGUCGGUGCUGUUGGUCCUGGUGGCUGUAGCUGUGUCUUCAUCUCUGGCUAAGCCUGAGAAGAACAUUGCCAAGAGGGGGAAGAGGAUCCCCCAGACUCUCUCCAGAGGUAACACUCUCUAAUGAAUAGAGCUGACAUGCGAUUCCUUAUUCUACAUGUUAGUGGAGGCAUGUCUGUUCUACACAUUAUCUUUCUACCUGAAUGUUCUGUAAUGUUGCACCUUCCUGAGCAGACUCCAGGUGUCCUGACACUGUUCUUCCUGACUGUCUCCUAUAGGCUGGGGUGAUCAACUGGUCUGGGCUCAGACCUAUGAGGAGGCUCUGUACUGGGCCAGGGCACAGUGAGUGAACAAACAUUUAUGGCCACAUACGAAAUGGCACCCUACUUUUUAUGAAGUUGAAAAUAGGGAAUAGGGUGCUAUUUCACAUACAUGAUGUAAUAGAUCUGGAUGGCUGAUGUGUUUUAAUACAUUUAAAGGAUUUUCUUGGAAUCUCUUUAAUAUUCUAUUCUAUUUUAUUCUGUUUUGACCAGAACUCAUUUGUCUCCACAGGAACAAGCCUCUGAUGGUCAUCUUCCACCUGGAGGACUGUCCCCACAGUGCAUGUAAGACCCUGACCUCUAACCUCUGACCUCUAACCCCUGACCUAAAGCAAAUAAGCUGCCACUCUGUUGCAGCUUCCUGAACAGACCACAGGUCAAUGUCCCUCCCUUGGCUAGUUAUGAGUAUUACUUUGCAUCCUGGCAUUCUCCCAAAUCGUGAUGCAUCAUUCAGUUGUAUUAGAUGCCAGGACUUGUUUAAACAGCCAUUAUCAAACUCAUUUUAGAACCGACAUGGCUCUGUUUUCCAAGGUGGUAUACACCUUUUACAUCCUGCUGCCAUGUAUGGGAGAGGACAAUAAAACAAUUAUGGAGAUCUCUUAAGUUAAGUCAAUGUAACAUUUUUUAUAAUGUCUUUCAUGAUGUCUUCCAUGUAUCUAGCCAUGAAGAAGGUCUUCGCCGAAGACAAGGACAUCCAGAAGGUGGCUGAUGAAGACUUCAUCAUCCUCAAUCUGGUGGUGAGUUUUAAAUGAAGUCUUUGGAAUACAUUAUCAGAAUCAAUACCUAGAUUAUUUCUCUUUUGAUCUAUUAGAUUUUAUGAUUCUAUGUUUAGAUUUUUAUUUGUAUUUUAGCGCACUGUUAUUUUUGUUUUUUUGAUCUGACUUUUAAUAUUAAGAAGCAAAUCAUUGAUAUGUGUUUCUUUCCCUGUGUUAUCAGUAUGAAACCACAGACAAGCAUCUUUCCCCUGAUGGCCAGUAUGUCCCUAGAAUCAUCUUUGUCGGUGAGUGAAAAUGUCACGUUUUCCCAGCAGCAUUACAUGAAGGAAUGUCCCAUUUUCCCAGCAGCAUUACAUGAAGGAAUGUCCCGUUUUCAAACAAAAGCAACAGAUUUUAAUCAAUAGUUAUCGCUACCCCCCCCCCCCGCUCUCUCUCUCUCUAUCCCUCUCUUCAUCUCUCUCUCCUCAGAUCCCUCUAUGACAGUGAGAGCUGACAUCACAGGGCGCUACUCCAACCGUAUGUACGCCUAUGAGCCUUCUGACAUCAAACUCUGUGAGUACAACUUGAUCUUAUCUCCCUUUUGACUGUUUGAUUGCAUUUGCAUACUGUUAAUAUAUCUGUAUUUAAUAGAUUGUAAAUAUUUAAGCAUUGUAUACAUGUAUAAGCUUUUAUUAAUGUAAGGUAUUACAAAGUGUAUUCAGAUAUUGUUUUAUAAUUAAUUCAGAGAUAUUGUAUUUGGCCUUUAGUGCCAUCUUAAGGAAAUUUGACCUUUGUGAGAAACAACCUGCUCCUGAGUGACUCUUGAGUGACUUACUCUUGACUUACUCUUAAUUUUCCCUUCUCCCUAUAGUAUUGAGCAACAUGCAGAAAGCCAAGAAGCUGCUGAAGACUGAGUUGUAAGCACUGACUCAUCAUGUGACCCCGUGACCUUUGGCCUGCGACCUCAGAGGUUUUCUGAACAUUCUCUAAAUAUUCUUGGAACAUUCUCUGAACAUUCUCUGGAGCCUAGGAGUCAGCCAGUGGCAUACUGUCACCAUGUAAACCUAAGCACUGGAAAGAACUAGUCUUCAAUUUCACAAAACGCAAUUCCAUUUUUAAAAUUCUGUUAUUUUUCCUGAACCUCUCUGUCUUUGUAAUGUAUUGCUGUACAUCUGAGAUGUCUUUUUAUUAAAUAUAGUGCAAUUAUUAAAUUAUGUGUGUGUCAUUGGAAAAUGUAACCAGAUCAUCUGAAUGUAUUCAGUCCUUUCACCCUUCAUGACAAUGACUCAAGUUAAAAGGGCUAUUGAAAAAAUACAGUGUGCAUGAAUGCGUGUGUUUGUGUGUGUGUAGCUAGGGAGUGAGUGUUGACAUCCUGGUCACGUCCUGAAUGGGCGGGGUCACAUCCUGAAUGGGCGGGGCCAGAGAGGAUCUCAAAGGACUUUUCCUGAACCAGUCACAGCCUGAUUGCCUGGCUACCGAACAUCAAGACACCUUUGCUGUGUAAUGGGCUUCUUUCUUAAGCAGGGCACUGGUUGGUCGGGAAUGACACA